Mollisia scopiformis is the source of this 1170-nucleotide messenger RNA. RefSeq lists its product as uncharacterized. The record is from RefSeq and is a predicted model, not a curated record. Bases 293 to 1069 code for a protein of 258 amino acids. The transcript has 2 exons. NCBI's taxonomy places the organism in Eukaryota, Fungi, Ascomycota, Leotiomycetes, Helotiales, Mollisiaceae.
AAGUCGUCGAUCACUGCAUGGAAGCGCAGGGCUGAGUGCAAUUCCAGUUUCUCCUUCCGGCUACUGCAUCUUGAAUAGAAUCGUGAUUGGCCGACUUCAGCGUCAGAGCAUGGUGAUCGCUGCCGGACUCCGCCAUGGCAGCUUCCUUCUCGCUUCUCACUCAGCCUUGCAAUACGAUGACGAUCUUCUUCACGUACACUUGAAACUAAACAUGCUUGUCGAGAAAGUAUAUAGCAAGCAUGCAUAUCCCCGAAAGAGCUCGAAGACAAUAACUUAACAUUAAAAAAUCAUCAUGUCGACCUACGCAUUUAGUAUACAGUCAAGCCAGACAUUAGUAAAUGAGAAAGCUCCUCCUCCUUCGUAUGAGGUCGCUGCUUCUCAAGAUGGUUCUCAAGACUUGAAGGCUUUCCCUCAAGCCCCGGCACAGCCAACACCCUUCCGCUUCCCCCAAAACUUCGGAUUCUACCACGCCUCCGGCUCCUUCUCAGACCUAGUCAUCGCCUCCCAAAAAGACGACCCAAACCCCCUCUUCUACAUCAGCACCCACGGCGGCUUUUCUUCCCAACCCUCAGUCGUCCUGCACUCCUCCCGCUUCUCCACCUCCCCACCCCUCGCAACAGCAGACUUCCACUCCUUCUCCUCCACCAUCGACAUGUCUCUUUACCUCCCCGGCUCCCCCAACCAAAUCUCGUCCAUGGAGAGCUCCGGCGCAUUUACCUACACGCGACGAUUCAGCGCCCGGAUGCCGUCCGGCGGAAAGGAGGCUUUUGAGUGGAAGAAUAGUCAGGGUGUGGAAGUGCAGUCAUUGCAUGGGAGGGGUCAUGGGAAGAAGUGUAUCAGGGUUGCGACGGGAGAGGUGGUGGCUGCGUUUACGCAUCCGGAUAUGAGUCGGAAUAAGAAGGGCAAGAUGGCUUUCUUGGGGGAUAGGGCGGGGCUUGGGGAGGGGUUUGAGGUUUUGUGUGUUAUGGCUAUGCUUGCUAUUAUGGAGAAAGAGAGGAGGGCGAAGAGGAGUAGGAAUGGUGCUGUUGCUGGUGGCGCGGGAGCGAGUGCCGGAGGUGGUGGAUGUUAGUGUUUGGAUAGGUGUGAGAGUUUAUAUAUACCCGAAUUUGAUUCUUUCGUUUCUUUCUCGUCUAUGUAUAUACCAGGUGCCAAUACUUUAACAGCAAGUCG